CUAGCAGCUGACAUUAGAGAUAUGCAGCAGAAGAGCACUUCCUCCCUAGCAUGUACGGAGUCCUAGAGUCUACUCCAUUACACCAGAUUCUUCACUGGAGGGGGAGUGAAUGGGUAGGAGGGUACUCCACAGAAAGGAAUUCGCAAGUGCAUCUCCCUAGGCUCUCAAAGGGUUUCUGCACUUGGGUGGUGGCAGCAUCUACCAGUCCAAGGUUGAGAAACUGUUGUAUCAGUAACUCUGAUUGCAAGCAGCUUGCUUCAGUUGUCAGUACAAAUCAAAACUUGAAAGAGCUGGACCUGAGAGGCAAUAAUCAGGGAGAUGUGGGAGUGAAGCUGUUGUGUGAAGGACUGAAACAUCCAGACUGCAAACUGCAAAAACUAGUGUUGUCUUACUGCAUGCUCACGGCUGCUUGUUGUCAGGGUCUUUCCUGUGUUCUCAGCACCAACCAGACUCUGAGAGAGCUGGACCUGGAGAUAAAUAAACUGGGAUAUUUAGGAGUGCAGCAGCUUUGUGAAGGAUUGAAACAUGCAACCUGCAAACUGGAGAUACUCCGGCAAUUCUGCACAGUUCACUAA
Molecule: messenger RNA, 575 nt
Organism: Chelonoidis abingdonii (Abingdon island giant tortoise)
Lineage: Eukaryota; Metazoa; Chordata; Testudines; Testudinidae
Source: RefSeq, a predicted model, not a curated record